AUGAUCGUGUGCGUUAUUGUGUUGUGGAUUGUUGUGAUGUCAAUGCUGCAUCAUUUGGAGAACGUGGUGUUCGACUGCGGCUGUGGAAUCCGCUGGAUACAGCUGUGGCAGCAGCGUGGAGAGGCCGGACUCCACACACAACAACUCUACUGCAAGAACGGAGCCUCGGAGAUCCCCCUUCACAACAUGUACAUCAACAACUGUGGUGUGUAA
This is a messenger RNA of Knipowitschia caucasica, 213 nucleotides long. The record is from the annotation of a GenBank genome assembly. NCBI's taxonomy places the organism in Eukaryota, Metazoa, Chordata, Actinopteri, Gobiiformes, Gobiidae.